AUGGCAUACAAGUUAAUGCUUCUCGUUGUUUUGGGUGUUCUUAUUCAAACUUCCUCUGCAAGGAAACUUCUUGGGGAUUCAUUUUUACCCAAUUUUGACUUAAACGAAGGGUUUGACCAAAUUCUAGGAGGUCUUGGUGGCGGCGGCGGUGGUGGCGGAGGUAGAGGAGGUGGAGGAGGGGGUAGUGAUGGUGGAUUUGGCAUCGGCUUUGGAUAUGGCGAGGGUCACGGAUCAGGAGCGAACGGCAAUGAUGGCGGUGGUGGAGGUGGCGGAGGUGGUGGUGGAGGUAGUAAUGGUGGGUCUGGUGUCGGCUUUGGAUAUGGCGAGGGUCAUGGGUCAGGUGCAAAUGGUGGUGGCGGUGGUGGUGGAGGUGGUGGAGGCGACAGCGGCAGUGGUAAAGAUGGUGGUAGUGGUUUUGGUUUUGGUAGGUCUCUCACACUCGAGAGGCAAUUCAUAGAAAGGGACCUUCUACCUCACAACCCCAAUGUGAAGAGGCAAUUUAAUGACAGAGUGGGGUGGAAAUUCUAUACAAGCAAGCUACCGGAGGCCAAUGAAUAUUUAGUCAAAGAGUUCUAUGCCAACGUAGCCCACAUCAAAAAGGGCACCUAUGUGACCAAGGUGCGGAACCUGAAGAUUAGAUUUGAUGGCAAGAUGCUGAAUGACUAUGCUGGGUUCAAUGAUGAGGAUGAGUCCCUUUAUCUGGAGAAGGUGGCUAUGGAUGAGUUAGCCCGCCCUUGGCUUGCAUCGGUAGGCCAUGUAACCAUGCCUUUGGGUGCUCUUCCUUCUUCGUUACAACAAAAGAGCAAGAUGCAAGGAGAUGGGGAACUUCUUACUAUCCAUGGAGAUGCCUAUAGGGAGACAGUUUUCUUCGAGGUGAAGGAUGACAAUGCAGGAUUUAAUCUAACCGGGUUCCAAUUUGUUAAUGCUAUAGAAAGGGUGCCCCUUUCUUUUUAUCCUAUGCAAAUCAAUACGUGGCUCAUAUAG
Messenger RNA from Nicotiana attenuata, 984 nucleotides. Its product is annotated as keratin, type I cytoskeletal 15-like. The record is from RefSeq and is a predicted model, not a curated record. Lineage: Eukaryota; Viridiplantae; Streptophyta; Magnoliopsida; Solanales; Solanaceae. The transcript has 3 exons. Bases 1 to 984 code for a protein of 327 amino acids.